Messenger RNA from Zalophus californianus (California sea lion), 4545 nucleotides. RefSeq names its product stress associated endoplasmic reticulum protein 1 (gene SERP1). Gene Ontology annotation, cellular component: endoplasmic reticulum. Lineage: Eukaryota; Metazoa; Chordata; Mammalia; Carnivora; Otariidae. The transcript is spliced from 3 exons. Gene Ontology annotation, biological process: endoplasmic reticulum unfolded protein response. Bases 447 to 647 code for a protein of 66 amino acids. The record is from RefSeq and is a predicted model, not a curated record.
GCCUUCGUCCUUUUUCUCCGUCGGCUUCAGCAGGCGGAGCCCGCACUUCCGCGGGGCGGAGCCCGUCCAGUGCUGACGUUGGCAGCCGAACCCGAAGUAGUUCGAGGCUACGGACAGCGCUGCACGGUUGUUGCGUUGCAUUUCCUUCCUCUUUCACUCCACGCUCCCGGCGGCGGCCAGAGCGGCGGCGCAAGACUAUCUCGGCGGCCUGGUGUCGUCCCGCGCGCCCACCUCUCCGCCGGCCAGUCCGGCGUCGUCAGUCAGUCGGCGGCCCGCGCCCGGCUAGCGCUUGUCUAGCCCAGGCCCAGCGGCCGGAGCUAGCGCCCCGCCUGAGAGCCUCCAAGCUCCGGCGGCGCAGGCACCAGGAGCAGAGCGUCGCGGCGGCCCAAGGGGAGGCGAGCGAGCGCGUCCAAGGGGUGGCUGGGGCAGGUGGUGGCGCCGCGAAGAUGGUCGCCAAGCAGCGAAUCCGUAUGGCCAACGAGAAGCACAGCAAGAACAUCACCCAGCGCGGCAACGUCGCCAAGACCUCGAGAAAUGCUCCCGAAGAGAAGGCGUCUGUAGGACCCUGGUUAUUGGCUCUCUUCAUUUUUGUUGUUUGUGGUUCUGCAAUUUUCCAGAUUAUUCAAAGUAUCAGGAUGGGCAUGUGAAGUGACUGACCUUAAGAUGUUUCCAUUCUCCUGUGAAUUUUAACUUGAACUCAUUCCUGAUGUUUGAUACCCUGGUUAAAAACAAUUCAGUAAAGCAUCCUGCCUCAGAAUGACUUUCCAUAUCAUCCUUCAUUUGUCAUUCCAAGGUUUCUUCACGAGUCAUUCCAAGUUUUCUAGUCCAUACCACAGUGCCUUGCAAAAGCACCACAUGAAUAAAGCAAUAAAAUUUGAUUGUUAAGCUACAGUAGUGGACCCUACUUAUUCAGUCAGUAAAGAGUAAAUUUUUUUUAAUGUGGUUAUUAAAACAGUAUCCAGUAUAGAUAAUUAGAUUAAGUCUAUGUAGACAGGGUCUAGAUUUUGUUAACCCUAAUGUGUAAAUGCAAUUAGCUUAAUUUAAAGUUUGGAGUUUGGUUUUUAUAUAGCUAGGCACUUUAUUACUGUAUCUUGAAUUGAAAGCACACUCCCAUAUAGGGUCAUGUAACUGUCAUGUAAUAAAGUGCUUAUAAUGGAACAACUACACAGCCUAGUUUUCCCAUAAUCUUUAGCACCUAAAUUUUUUAAAAGCUAAAUGCUUAAUAUAAAGGGAGAUGCUUACAGCUACAACAUCUAUUUUAACAAUAUUUCUGUUACACUACCUUGGAUUUUGCAUGAGUAAUUAUACUAACCUGAAAUGCCAUAAGAAAGCAACUUGAUUGAGCAUUUUGUAACUUAAUGAGUCAAUUCAUUUUCACUAAAAGCUACCAUGGUGGAGUAAAAUCAGGGACAGUUUAUGUCACCAUUGAUUUCACCAGAAUUACUUUAAUAUAUCAAAGGGGUCUACUGUGCUAGACAACAUUUUAGGGAAAAAUACUACUAAAACUGGGUGUCUCAUCAGGACAUACUGAUGAGUCCAAUGUGCCGUAAGACAUCUGAGCACAUUAAUAGCACUUUUGAUACCAAAAAAGGCACAUCAAUUAAAAAGUUACUUAGUGUUUGGAAAUAAUUUUCUAGAUUUAUGAUUAAAAUUUUGUUAGGGUACUAGAUACGUCAGACUAAAGUGCCCUCUGGAAGUAAAUGGAUUUACUGAUAAGGAUCAGUCUUUAUAGUCUUCCCUUUGUUGUAUAAUUUUAUAGGUUAUGAUUGAUCAAAGUUUCUUUUUACUAAUGGUAAGGGUGAGAAGGCAGGUUUUGGGUUCUCUGGUACUGUUGAAAAUUUUAAGUUUUGGCUAUUUAAAUACUUAGUCAUAACUUGAUUAAAAAAAAAAAAAAAGCCUGAGAGGUGUCUCUGUAUCAAUGAAUUGGAAUGAAAGCUGCUCGUUUGCUUUGUUAAUUGCCUCAGGAUAAUCUCUUUUAAAAUAAGCUCUUUUAAGAGGAACAGAAGGGAAGUCUGCUACCUGAUACACAGUGUGAACCUCAGAGCUUCUGAUACCCCUAAAUGUAGGAGGAGAAUGAGGGAGAGGAGCAGUUAAGAAGGUUUAGGAAUUUACUCAAGAAUAGGGAAGGCAUCAGCCGAUCUUGGACCAGCAGGUUUUUAUCUGCAUUGUUACCUGCCUUUCUCACCCAGGAAAUCAGCGCUGUACUUGUUUCCCUCUUUGAAGCCAGUGUCUUGGUUGACUAAUUCUAUUUUAUUGUAACUCUAAAAAUGAAAGUUACUGUUCUAAAUUUAUAUAGCAGGUGCCUUAUUCUUUGCUUUGAGUCAAACCAUUCCAUAUUAGAAUUUCCCCUGGUUUACUAUAGAUAAUUGGCUUUAAGAUGUUCGGGGUUUUUUUUUGUUGAUUGUACAAUGUAUUAAUUUGACUGUUGAAUUGCUAUAGCUAGCAAUCAUUUUACAUAUGUAAAGUUGUAUUCCCUUUGUAUUUCAUGUGUAAUUUCCUAAUUGAGAACAUUUUAUAUUAAGGAUGGAUUAUGCAUGUUUGGGUCAAUGAAAGCUAUGUCUUAUUUGAUUUAUCCUUUAAAAAUAAAGUUCCCUGAAUAUUUGAUGCCUUCUAAAAGGAAAUGAUUUUACAGAUGUCUUAUCGGAGUGUACUUUUUGUAGUUAAUAGAAAAUUAUUUUAAAGAAUGCCUAGUGUUAUGUUGUACUUGAGUUAAAAGAAAUAGUACCCAGAGACUGAUUAAAAGUUCAUAACUGGGAAUAAAUAGCAAGAAAUAGAUUAAAAGCGCAGUGAAUUGGGCACCUGGGUGGCUCAGUUGGUUAAGCGACUGCCUUCGGCUCAGGUCAUGAUCCUGGAGUCCCGGGAUCGAGUCCCACAUCGGGCUCCCUGCUCAGCAGGGAGUCUGCUUCUCCCUCUGGCCCUCUUCCCUCUCGUGCUCUCUCUCAUUCUCUCUCUCUCAAAUAAAUAAAUAACAUCUUUAAAAAAAAAAAGCACAGUGAAUUAAAUACUUCCUUUCCUAGGAUUUACCCUCAUCUCAUUAUCCAAGUUUCAUUCACGGAAAAAUAGUUCUUUCGGAUCUCCCUUUCCCAGUUGAAUUUUAUGUCAUCCAAUGUUGAACACAGUAUGAUAAUAUUGAGGGGUUGUCUACAUUAUCCAAUUACUCUUUGUCAUUUACCUUUAACAUUUCAAGGAGUUGUCAAUGAUUUCAUUGUAUCUGUUAGGUUGUAUAUAAUGUUACUCAAAAUAAUUGGGCUUCCAAAAUAAGGAAAGCUUUUCAUUGUAAGAGGAUGUAUUGUGAUGGACUUUGACUUACAUCAAGGAAGUGUGUAUCUUCAGCUGUGGGGCCACAGCUGUUCUCACUGAGGUUACUGGGGUUUUGCUGGCACAAAGGAAUAUGGAGAUCUGGAUUGUGUUCUUGGGAGGUUCAUCAUCAACAAAAUUUUAUUGCUUAUACAGCAUCUGUAAAAUGGAGAGCAUCAAAUUUUCCACGAGAAAUUGUUUUGACAUUUGAUUUGUCUUUACCUACCUUUUUAGUUUUUUAACUUACUGUUUUAGGUGCAAACCAGAACUUCAAGAAGCAGGAGUUGGGUUCAACAGCAAAUUCUAUGUCACUCCCAUAGAGAAUCAUUUCCUGUCAGAACUUCAUCCCACUCUAGCUACUUGUACUGCUUUAUCUUCAAGUUGAAUUAGGACAGAAAUGUCCUAAUUUGAAAAGAGUACUAAUGAGCAAUAAAAGGCUAGAAGCCAAGCUGAAGGGGAAAACUCAACCGUCUGGGCUUAGUUAAUUCAAAGUAAAUGCAUGUAUAGUACAGAAUCCUAAAGAUAGACAGGACAUGGGCAGUUUAGUCUAACUGCCCCAAUUUACAGAUAAAAAAUUCAUUUAUUCAGUGGAUUUUGAGUUAUGUGCCAGAUAUGGAGUUACAGCUGUGAAUAGAGUCCCAGCACUCAAGUAUCUCUCAGUCCAGUGGUGGGGGAAAAGACCAUAAAAUGACGAUAAUUGUGGUCAGUUAUUUCAAAAGGAAAGUAAAACCAGAUAAAUGGUGUCCACUCUCACAGAGCUAGUUGAGGUAGAGCAGAAACUAGAACCAAGAUUUCCAGACUCAACUGUACCCUAGAGAAACCAUAGGAAUGAUUGCAGAACGUCCACACAGAACACUUCUGUUAUCAUGAGCUUGUUACUUCUGCUUUUAGAAAAACUCAUAAUUUUCAAAAUUUUUGCAUGUUGCCAAUUAAAAAAAAACUUGUCCUUUUAUAGAUGCAAUUAAGUUUGAAAAUGAAUUUAAGUGACAAAUUUACUAGUGAUAUUUCCUGUACAGCACAAAAAUAGAUCAAAUCAGUAAUGUUAUCCACUGUAACAUAUUCAAGAGUACAUUUUUAAAAAGUAUUUUGUUAUAUAAUCUUACUGUAUUUUGUUUUAAAACUUUUCAUCUGUGAUGUUGAAAAAUCUUAUAGUCUGGUAGCCAAAAAAAAAAAAAAAAUGCAGUCAUGUGCCCUCCAUAAUUUCUUUUUAUUACAAAAUUUCAAUGAAUAAAUCAUGUGUGACUUUUA